Musca vetustissima is the source of this 357-nucleotide messenger RNA. Its product is annotated as enhancer of split m4 protein-like. The transcript has a single exon. NCBI's taxonomy places the organism in Eukaryota, Metazoa, Arthropoda, Insecta, Diptera, Muscidae. Gene Ontology annotation, biological process: sensory organ development; Notch signaling pathway. The record is from RefSeq and is a predicted model, not a curated record. The coding region runs from base 1 to 357 and encodes 118 amino acids.
AUGUGCGUGGAAAUUGCCCAAACUCAACAAUACAACAAAAUGACUGUCACCUUCUCCCAGAAGAAAGGCUCCAGCAUGAAGAAGCUGUUCAAACAAAUCUUCAAAUCCAAGAAAUCGGUUGCUGCCACUGAUGUCUCAUCCUUUGAAUCUUUGGAAAAUAGCCGCAAUGCCAGCCUAGAAUCAUCAAUGGAAUCCUAUGAAAAUGACAUCAAUGAAUCCUACGAAAAAGAGGAGGAAUUUGAUUACACCACCACAGUGCCUGUUCACUUUGUUCGCACCGAACAGGGUACCUACUUUUGGACCUCAGCUGCAGACUUCGUUCCUGCCUAUAUGCAAGAUCGUUGGGCUCAAGCUUAA